AUGGGUUCAACGUUGAAUGAAUAUGUGAUUGAAGCCUAUGAACUGUUUGCUAUUCCACAGUUAGAAGAGCCCAUCAGGCCCAGCACGGUGUUAGAAGAGCCCAUCAGGCCCAGCACGGUGUUAGAAGAAGCUAUCAGGCCCACCACCGUGUUAGAAGAAGCUAUCAGACCCACCACGGUGUUAGAAGAAGCUAUCAGGCCCACCACGGUGUUAGAAGAGGCUAUCAGGCCCAGCACGUUGUUAGAAGAAGCUAUCAGGCCCACCACCGUGUUAGAAGAAGUUAUCAGACCCACCACCGUGUUAGAAGAAGUUAUCGGGCCCACCGUCUUAGAAGAGACUAUCAGGCCCACCACCGUGUUAGAAGAGGCUAUCAGACCCACCACCGUGUUAGAAGAGGCUAUCAGACCCACCACCGUGUUAGAAGAGACUAUCAGGCCCACCACCGUGUUAGAAGAAGUUAUCAGACCCACCACCGUGUUAGAAGAAGUUAUCAGGCCCACCACCGUGUUAGAAGAAGUUAUCAGGCCCAGCACGGUGUUAGAAGAGCCCAUCAGGCCCACCACCGUGUUAGAAGAAGUUAACAGGCCCACCACCGUGUUAGAAGAAGUUAUCAGGCCCACCACCGUGUUAGAAGAAGCUAUCAGGCCCACCACCGUGUCGCUCCUAUCGCAAAUUCAAGAUCAUCCCUCUUAA
Molecule: messenger RNA, 693 nt
Organism: Procambarus clarkii (red swamp crayfish)
Lineage: Eukaryota; Metazoa; Arthropoda; Malacostraca; Decapoda; Cambaridae
Source: RefSeq, a predicted model, not a curated record